GGCUCAGUCCCUUAGAAGGGCGACGAAAGGCGGCGGAAUCGGGACGUCUGCCAGGCAUUCAACGGCCGCGGAACAUCCCGCCUCGCCGGCCAUGGUCGUCCUUUCUGCGGCCAUUAUCAAAAAGGACAAGACCCUUGUCGCAAGGCAGUUCGUCGAGAUGACUCGUCUCCGGAUCGAGGGUCUGCUGGGUGCCUUCACGAAGCUUGUGGACAGUGGAAAGGAUCACACCUUUGUCGAGACAGAGUCCGUGCGCUAUGUCUACCAGCCCAUGGAGUCUCUUAACCUAGUAGUGAUCACUAACAAGGCCAGCAACAUUUUGGAGGACUUGGAGACGCUGCGGCUACUAGCGAAGGUGGUUCAAGACUGCUGUGAGAUUCAGGUCUCUGAGGAAAAUGUCCUCAAGCAUGCCUUCGACAUCGUCUUCGCUUUCGAUGAGGUGAUCUCCUUCGGAUACCGCGAGAGCGUCACUCUCUCGCAGAUCAAAACCUACACAGAGAUGGACAGCCACGAGGAGAGGCUGCACAUGAUGGUGGAACAGAGCAAGAUCAAUGAGGCCAGAGAGAUGGCGAAGAAGAAGCAAAUGGAGCUGGCGAAGCAGCGCGCGUUGCAGCCGAAAGAUGCAGCUGGACCUGGCUUUGGCAGCGAUUCCCUUCCUGGGAUCGGUCCGAGCAGCAUGGGCAACAGCUCCUUCCAGGACACCAUGCCAUCCAUGGGCAGCGGCCUGGGCAACGACAUGGGCUCUGCACCUUGGUCGUCUUCGAUGGCCGAGGACACGGGCCCUGCGCCGCUGAAGCCGGGCGCGCCGAAGAAGGGAAUGGCGUUGGGCAAAAAGAAGCCGGCCGACGUGCUUGGCAGUAUGGGGCUGCCUGAUCCGAUGCCCACGGAGGCCGUAGCUGAAGAGCCGGCAGCGCAUGCGGCGCCGGCUUACAACCCCUUGAUGGACCCCGUGAGAGUGGACAUCGAGGAGAAGAUCACGGCAGAUUUGCAAGUGGAGGGAGGGCUUGAUGGAGAGGCCAUUUGCACGGGCCAGUUUCAGGUCACCGUCCUGGAUGCGUCCAAGGCAGAUCUGGCGGCCUUCAGGCUGGCGCCGCAAAACCAAGAGUUCAAGUACAAGAUACAUCCGAACCUGAAUAAGACGUCGCAUGCCAACAACGUCUUAGAGGUCCGGGAAGCCUCCCGGGCCUACCGCGCCAACGCGCCGGUGCCAUUAGUGAAGUGGCAGUAUAAAAGCAGCAACGAGGACUUUUUGCCUGUGCAGAUCAGUUGUUGGCCUUCCACUACAUCAGCCCGGAGAUCCGAAGACGCGCCGAGCUCCGGGAGCGGCGCCGCGCACGAUGGCACGCAGAUCGUGCUGGAGCUGGAGCUCACCGACACGAGUAUCACCCUUGAGGAUGUUCAGAUCAGAUUUCCCGCUGCGGCAUCGUCUAGGCCUCAGAUCUCCUCGGCUGAGCCCGGGGAAGCCUCCUAUGACGGUCAGAGCGAGGUGUGCUGGAGGAUCCCCGUUUUGGACAAGAAUGAGGCGAAUGGCAACUUGGAGUUCGUCGCGAAGACCGACUCCGCCUCGUUGCUGCCAUUUACGUUCGAUGCGGUUAGGCGAGGUGCCACCAAAUGUCCCAUGGAGAUAUUGGAGUGCUAUCACAUGGAAAAGAAGGAUGCGAUAGGCUUCGCCUGCGAAAAGUCCUGCAACUAUUCCUUCCGGAUUGGCGCAUGAACUUGGUGAGAGGCUUUCCCCAUCUUUCCCCAUUUUCACCGCAGUGGUAGGCUUUUCGUGUCUCACGAAGGGUACAGCAUAGGUGCUGUC
Messenger RNA from Durusdinium trenchii, 1801 nucleotides. The record is from the annotation of a GenBank genome assembly. NCBI's taxonomy places the organism in Eukaryota, Dinophyceae, Suessiales, Symbiodiniaceae.